AUGGAUGAUAAUUUAAAAUCAAAUAUUACAUGUGAAUUAUAUGAUACAUUAAUAGAUCCAGAAUGUAAAAAAUCUAAAUUAUCUGAUGUUUGGGAAACAAGUCAUACACCUCCAUUAGAAUGUCAAGAAUAUGAUUCGUUAAAAGUUAAAAAAGAUCUAUACAAAGAUAUUACUACCAAUGUAGAUGUUGUUGUUGAUGAUGGUGAUGGUGAUAAUUUGAAAAAAUUCCAUGAUACAGAAAAAACUGUAUCAUGUUAUAGACAUACAGAUGAUUAUGAAAUAUAUCAUUCUAGUAUUGAAAAAGAUAUUUGUACAGAAUUGGAUAAUCCUAUGUACAUACCAAUUAAAUUACCAUUGAGUAGUAAUUUAUAUGUUCCAGUAUAUUAUGUACAGUCGAGUGAAGAAACUUCACCUAAUUAA
Molecule: messenger RNA, 420 nt
Organism: Schistosoma mattheei
Lineage: Eukaryota; Metazoa; Platyhelminthes; Trematoda; Strigeidida; Schistosomatidae
Source: the annotation of a GenBank genome assembly